AUGGAAUUUCUUAAAAUAAAUGAUCUGUCUAAUUAUUUCUGCAAUUUAAAUUCAAGUUAUAUUUUAGUCUAUUAUGUUAAAAACUUUAUUGUUUAUGAUAGUCCUAUAACAAUAAUUUAAAAUAAGUAUUCACUUGAAAAUCCUUUAUUGUUAGUGUAAAAUAUAUCAUUUGGAACUUUUUAUGUUUCAAAAGAUAUCAAUUUAUUCUAUUUUUCGCUUAUGUUUUAAUAAGGUUUACCUUAUUCAAUAGAAAAUGCCUUAUUUAAUGAGAGUUCAUUACAAUCCAUUAGAAGCAAACUUGUUCUUGAAAAAUAGAUGGGAAUGUAAUGGGGACAGUAAAUAUUUAUCUGUAAAAUAUCAUAUCAUUUCAAUUAUACAACUAUUAUAUAAAUUGCCAAUUAAACAUUCACAAUUAAUGACACUAACUAAAUAAUUUAAUUCAAAACUGAGUUUAAUCCUUAGAAUUCAAAAAUAUUUUUUAGUACAUAAGUGAAUCAAUUUUUAAUUAUCCAAAAUAAAACUAUACGAGCAUUCUCAUUUGAUAAAAAAGUGAAUCUUGUGUGGAUUAUGAAAAUACAUAAUAAUAUUACUAAUAUAUUUCGAUAUCAAAACAUUUUACUUAUUUAAUUAGGAGAUUGCAUUGAUAUUGAAAUUGAUUUAAACUCAUUAACACGUAAAUAAAUUAAUAAUUCUCUUUAAUUCAAUUGUACUUAUUAUUUAAAUUCCUAUUUUUAAAUUAAAAUUUAUAGAUAAGAAAUUAAUUUAUAUAGUAUGUUUUCUUAUCACCUCAGAAUUAUCUGUAAUGAAAUAGUUGAAUUUGUACCAGUAGUAAUUUAUAAACGAUUAAUAAUUUUUGAGUUAAUUGAUAAUAAAAUUUAGAUUAAACUUUACAUAACUAGGUUCGGUUAAUUUAAUUUUUUAUUUUAUUUACCUUUAUAUGAAUUUCAAAUUUUGUAUCCUUUGGAGUAUAGGAUAGAGAAAUCCCAAAUUGCAAUUGUUGCAUCAAAUUAGAUGGAUUAAGAAUUUGUGUUGGUUUAUGACAUAAAAAAUCAAGUUGCAAAUUGUUUAGUCAAAGUCAUAAGAAUUGAUAACAAGAAUUAUUAUUUUAACUUCUUAUCCGAAUUUCAAAUUUUUGUUGUAUUUUAAUAAUAAUUGAUAAUUUUGUUUCUAUCCUGCCUUGAAUUAUAAUUUUCGAACUAACAUUUAACAUUUGAUAAUCUUAUUAGUUAAGAGGAUUUAUUGUUAUAAAUCAUCUCUGAUAUAUAUAAUUAAUCCUUAUAAAUUUAAUUAAAGGUCAUUUCAAUUAAUAUGAACUACAAAAUCUAAAUCAAAGAUGUGAUGAUUCCAUUUCAAUAUUAAAUUAAUUAAUAAUUAUAAAUAAAGUCUUUCAAUUUAUUAAAUAUAUAUGGCAACAUAGAUUUUAUGAUAAAAAUUAGUGAAAAUAAUACUCAAAGAUUAGAACCAAUGUAAAUCAACUACGCUUUUAGUUGCAGUAGAUUUUUUUUAAAUUCAACUUGCAUAAUUAAAAAUAAUAUAAUAUUUAAUACUUUUGAUAAUUCAAUUUAAAUGGAAAUACCAGAAUCUUGUGUUAAUUUAUUAUUUGUUUAAGAUAAAAAGGAUUAUUUUUCAUUUUACUGCUGGUUUGAUUAAACAUCUUUUGAAAGAUUGGAUGUAAAUAUAUAUGGUGUUAUUUUGAAAGAAAAGACUCUAAAAAUAUCAGAUUUUAAUAUUAAUCUAUACAUGAUUAAUUAAACUUAAUUUUUAUAAAAUGUUAUUAUUACUUAUUCUCAUAAUAUUAGUAAUUAAAUGUAAAUUUGGUUUGUCAAAGAGGAUUCUGUUAAUUUAUAUUUUCACAAAAGCAAUUCUAGAUUUAACACUGCCACUGUUAUUUACUUAAAUAAUCAUUAUAUAAUAUUUUAUACUUUUUUAGAAGAAAACAAAAACAUUAUUUUAUGUGCAAUUUUAAUGGAUGAUUUACUCAAUAUCUAAAAUUAGAUUUAAAUCGAAUUGACAGAAAUUAUUAAAGAUUAUAACUUUGUUAUCUUUUAAUAAUUAAUAGAGCUCAAAUUUAUAGAAUAUAAUCUAAAUGGAAUGAUUUUGAAUGCCGAUUCAAUUUUUUGCUUUGCAAUUUUAAGUUGUAUUAGAUUAAAUCUGGAUGUAGACUUUUAAUUAAAAAUAAUCAAAAGUUAAAUUAAUAAUUAUAUAAGAUUUCCUGAAAAUGCUCUAUGUUAUUUUAAUUGUUUUUAAGGUAAUUAAUAAAAUAUAAUUUUAACUUUAAUUAAGGAUAAUAAUAGAGUUUCAUAUUUUUAUAAUUUAACUUAGAAAAUACUUAUAGACAGUUAUUAUUAAUAUUCUGUUCAGAAUGUCUACUUUUAAUAAUAUAAUAAGUCUCAUUAUAUAUUAAUUAAUAAAAAAAAUAAUACUUAUGAGGUGAAUUUAUUGUAUCUAAGUGGAUAUCAAAUAUAAUGUUAAGAUUAAUGUUAAACAAAUGUUGAAAUAAUUUAAAUAUAUAAUUAAAUAUCUAAUUUAUAUUUAGAGUUUCAUUCAAAUUAAGAUUAAAAUUUAUUAAUGAACAACUCAAAAAAUUACAUAUAGAUCAUCAUAUGUCUAAAUAAUUUUAUAUUUUUACUCUCAUUUCUAAUAUAUCGCAAAAAACGACGUAAUCAAUUGAAAUGA
Paramecium pentaurelia is the source of this 2676-nucleotide messenger RNA. The record is from the annotation of a GenBank genome assembly. NCBI's taxonomy places the organism in Eukaryota, Ciliophora, Oligohymenophorea, Peniculida, Parameciidae.